UUUUUUUUUUUUUUUUUUUUUCCUAUUACACUUUGGCGUGACAGGAGUCGAGUUCUUAGGCCGGCCCAAAAACGCUUAGCUCACGACACUCGACCGCCUCCCCUCUUUUCUUUCUCCCCUAAAAACUCCCCAGGGAGUCCGACUACGUCACAACUUCUCAACUCCCUUCCCUUCACAGUUAUUCGGGGAUUCUUGCAGAACGAGAGACAUCAACAAAUUGUCUGCUCUACACCACUCAUCCAGCGUUACUUGUUUCCCUCCCUAUUAUACUCGCUUUUCUUGCUCUCCCCCGUGAAGGAAAUACUCAAUCUUUGCCACCCACUCCCUCCACUCAAUUUUUUUUCUUGCCCUGUUCUUCGCCCGUCUUGGGGUUCUACUGAUCACUUGGCCCCUUCGCUUGUCUAAAUAUAACAGCCACCUCCAGAUUAUCAUGUCUGCAGCUGUUGCAUCAGCAGUUACAGGCACCUUAACACAUCGCGCUGAUAGUCUUUCGACAUCCCCAAUGGACGCCAAAAAGAACGCUUUGGAAAAUGAAGACACUCAGGCGCCGUCUUCAGACACCAAGAAUCCAAAGUCCGACGUAGACCCCCAGACCUCCCUUGCGCCUCCUCCGCGGCCUGCUAUAACAUCUGCUACGGAUACCCCAGAUUACUUUAACUCUAUCCAUAACCCCUUCUCACUGGAGCCCAACCCGUUUGAGCAAUCUUUUAGUGGUGGCACAAGUGGUGGCUCCUCUGGUGAGACACCGGGGAAGUCGAUCCUUCCUCCAGUCGCUUCGCUCACAUCUCCUGCCUUACCCGGUACUAGCUCGGCCGGCGGUGGUUAUAGCUGGUCUAACUCGUUGCGCUCGGGGCCCUUGAGUCCGGCCAUGCUUGCUGGCCCGACGGGCUCCAGCGACUAUUUCGACAGUAUUGGAAGAGGGUUUCCGACUCCGAACGAGUCUUCCCUGCGUACCGGGCUGACUCCGGGUGGUGGAGGUUCCAUGUUCCCGGCGCCUAGUCCGAACUCUCAGGCGCUCCUGCAGCAACUGCAAAGCGGGGGCGCAACUCCUUCCACGAUUGAGUUCCAUCGUACGGCUUUGAACGCUGCUAAGAAAAAUGCCCUGAAUGGCCCAACUUCUAACCCUACGUCUGAUCCUGAACAAGCAACUCAGAGUACAAGUAUGGAUAUGAAGCCUAGCCAGCCGGCGGGAGUAGACCCUUUCGGCCAUCAUGAUGCCGCGGAUGCCGCAAACGGGCUUUUUAUGCUAGCGAAAGGUGGACAGGCGAAUCCUAAUCAGUUUGCUGUCUCCAAUCCGUCGUCCAUACCACCACAGAGCAUUCAAAAUAAUAACGAUCAAGCUCGCGAUUCUGACAGACGAGCUUCUAACGGUGCAAUGGCUGGUAGAGAGACAAGUGAUGAUGUGUCGGAUGUGUCAGGCGAGCAUACAAAACCUGUCACUAAAGGAAAGAAGAAGAAUGCAUCUACCAAGACUGGCGGCGUAGCGAACAGCAGGCGCAAAGCAGAUGAUGCUCCAGCUAAAGGGUCGAACAAGAAAGCCAAGGUUAGCUCGGAGCCUCCUUCUGAUGCCGGAGACUCGGAAGAAGAGGAAGAACACAAGAGAAAGUUGCAGACGGAUAGUAAGAAGAUGACGGACGAAGAGAAGAGAAAGAAUUUCUUAGAGAGGAACAGGGUUGCCGCGUUGAAAUGUCGCCAGCGAAAGAAACAGUGGCUUGCCAAUUUGCAAGCGAAGGUAGAACUGUUUACUUCAGAAAACGACGCACUCACUGCGACCGUUACUCAAUUGCGUGAAGAGAUCGUCAAUCUCAAGACGCUUUUGCUGGCUCAUAAGGACUGUCCGGUUUCUCAGGCUCAAGGGCUUGGCCCUUUGAUGAUGAACGGCAUGUCGACAGGGUUCGAUCCUCACCCGUACAACAUCCCUGGCAAUAUGGGAAUGCAACCAGGUGCACCUAUCCCCGCGCAAGGGAUCCGAAGACAAUGAAUUAGUCUCUAGACCACAAUCAUAAUAUUCUUCCAAUCUUGGUCUAAUCGCGUUGCUACGACUUACAACGUUGCUUUUCCUCGGCUUAUCUGAAUGCAAGGCCAUCUCUGUUUAGAGCCCAGACCAUCUCCACGGGUUCUUGUUACGUUUCGAUUCCGUUUGGCCUCCGUUUCCUCACGAUGGCCUCUGGGCAUGGGUAGGUGUUAAUGAUGUAUACGAAUUCAAAAAUUGGACUGGCUGUAUCUGACGGUGCGAUAAGGGAUUCUAUUGAAUCUCUGGAGGGUGCAAACUUGGCGCAAAAGCUUAUUUUGGCUGUGUUUCUCUAUUCUCGAUUUCUUCCCCUUUCUUCUGAUUCUUUCCACUUCUUCCCUGUCGUUUUUUCUACACUUUAACCUUAAACCCUAGUCCCUUUUUCUCAAGGACUAGGGUUUGUGUAUUGUUUACUCGUGGUUUUCUGACUUUCUAUUGCGUGCUUGAUCUUGGGCUUUCAAUUCGGCUGUCUAAUAUUCGAGGGACACGAGAUCAUGUCUUUCCCCCUUCUUCUUUUCCCGAAAUACAGCGUUAAUCGGGCGGCGUUCUGGUGGCUAUUUGGUUCUCUGUUCACUGUUACUACAGCGACUCGCAUGUCGGAAGGCUCUAGGUAUAGAGAAUCCAAGCAUGUUGAGAUUGAAUCGAUCUAGAUAUUGUUGGGUA
Aspergillus alliaceus is the source of this 2674-nucleotide messenger RNA. RefSeq names its product bZIP transcription factor atfA (gene atfA). The transcript has 3 exons. Gene Ontology annotation, biological process: regulation of transcription by RNA polymerase II. NCBI's taxonomy places the organism in Eukaryota, Fungi, Ascomycota, Eurotiomycetes, Eurotiales, Aspergillaceae. Gene Ontology annotation, molecular function: DNA-binding transcription factor activity, RNA polymerase II-specific; RNA polymerase II cis-regulatory region sequence-specific DNA binding. The record is from RefSeq and is a predicted model, not a curated record. Bases 431 to 1981 code for a protein of 516 amino acids.